Molecule: messenger RNA, 864 nt
Organism: Cordyceps fumosorosea ARSEF 2679
Lineage: Eukaryota; Fungi; Ascomycota; Sordariomycetes; Hypocreales; Cordycipitaceae
Product: Aldolase-type TIM barrel
Exons: 2
Coding region: 1-864 (287 amino acids)
Molecular function (GO): nitronate monooxygenase activity
Source: RefSeq, a predicted model, not a curated record
AUGCAGCAACAGGGACAACCACAGCCCGGGUUUACACCCACGCCGCCCGGCCCCAUCACCACACCACUCACAACCAUCCUCGGCUGCCAGCAUCCCAUCAUGCUCGCCGGCAUGGCCGAGGUCUCCGGCGGCCGCCUCGCCGCCGCCGUCGCCAACGCCGGCGGCUUCAGCGUCGUCGGCGGCUACCAGUGCACCCCCGAGCAGCUGCACCACGCCAUCACCGACAUGAAGUCGCAGCUCCGCCACCCGGACCUCCCCUUUGGCGUCGCCGUCGCCAUCCCGCAGUGCGGCGGCACCGCCCGCAAGACCAACCGCGACGUCAGCCGCGGGCGUCUCGACGAGCUCGUCGCCGUGACCAUCCGCAGCGGCGCGCGGCUCUUCGUCAGCACGGCCGGCGUGGCCCCCGCGCCGGUCAUCGCGAAGCUGCACGCGGCGGGCGUGCUGGUGAUGAACUUGGUCGGCCACCCGCGGCACGCGGAGAAGGCGCUGGACGCGGGCGUGGACAUUGUCUGCGCGCAGGGCAAGGAGGGCCGGGGCCACACGGGCGAGGUGCCGUCGUCGAUCUUGGUGCCGGCCGUCGCGGCGGUGGCUAGGCGGCACACACCGCCGAUGCUGCGAGCGGCGCGGGGGCGCGGCCGGCGUGUGGGUGUGCACGCGGUUCGUGGCCUCGGAGGAGGCGAGCGCGUCGGAGGCGGCGAAGCGCGCGAUCGUGGACUGUCCGUUCGGGGGCACGGAGCGCACGCUGGUGCUGACGGGGCGGCCGCUGCGCAUGCGCGCCAACGAGUACGUGAGGCGGUGGCAAGGGCGAGAGGAGGAGGUGAGGAGGCUGUGCGCGAGGGGGGUGGUGCCGAUGGAGGAGGAUAA